Caenorhabditis elegans is the source of this 2941-nucleotide messenger RNA. RefSeq names its product Putative endoplasmic reticulum metallopeptidase 1-A. Lineage: Eukaryota; Metazoa; Nematoda; Chromadorea; Rhabditida; Rhabditidae. Gene Ontology annotation, molecular function: metalloexopeptidase activity. The record is from RefSeq and is marked reviewed. The coding region runs from base 4 to 2691 and encodes 895 amino acids. Gene Ontology annotation, cellular component: endoplasmic reticulum membrane. Gene Ontology annotation, biological process: proteolysis. The transcript has 7 exons.
GAGAUGCUCCGAAGACGUGGAGGACCGAAUGAGUUACGGGAUGAAUUAAACAAUUCAAAAAACCAACCAGAAGAUGAUCAGAGAACGAAAAGAGGAAGAGAGUCGAUUGGAUUCAGACAUUGGAUCUACUUCGUUCUCACUGUAGCUAUCGUCUAUGCUGGAGUUGUUGCUUUACACAGAAAGAUGCCGGCAGUACGAGAUGGAACAUCUUUCGAAGAUUUCAGUGAACAAAGAGCUCGUGUAUUGCUUAAACAACUCACUGCUCUCGGAUCCCGUCCCAGUGGAUCGGACAAUCUAGAAGUAAAAGCCUUUGGAAUGAUCCAAGAUCGUAUUGGAAAAAUCCAUUCAGUUGUUGAUGAAGUUGGUGUGAAUCGUCUCGAAUCAGAUGUUCAACGUCCAUCUGGAUGUUUUGAUUUGAAAUUUCUGAGUUCCUUCACUCUCUGCUAUCACAAGAUCACAAACGUCGUUGUGAGAAUUGGUCCGAAGAAGGGACCAUCUGGAAAUUCUUUGCUUCUCAAUUGUCAUUUCGAUACGAUGCCAGAUACUCCAGGUGCCACUGAUGAUGCAGUUGCUUGCACAAUUAUGAUGGAUGUACUCGAAGUUUUGGCUCAUUCCAAAACUGAACUUGAAAAUGAUGUAGUAUUCCUGUUCAAUGGUGCUGAAGAGAACUUUCUACAAGCUGCUCAUGGAUUCAUUAAUCAACAUCCUUGGCGUCAUGACAUUCGAGCCUUCAUUAAUUUGGAAGGUACUGGAUCUGGAGGUCGUGAAAUUCUAUUCCAAGCAGGGCCAGGAAACUCGUGGCUUCUUCAAACAUACUUGGAAAAUGCGCCACACCCAUUCUGCUCCGUUCUUGCUCAAGAAAUUUUCCAAUCCGGAAUAAUCCCAUCUGACACAGACUUCCGUAUUUUCCGGGAUUACGGUCGUAUCUCUGGACUCGAUAUCGCAUAUACUAAAAAUGGAUGGUUCUAUCACACAGAAUUCGACGAGGAAUGGCGUAUUGAACCUGGAGCAAUUCAAAGAGCUGGUGAAAAUGUUCUUGCAGUUGUACGAGCAAUUCUCAAAUCUCCAUAUCUUGAAAAACCAGCAACAUUUGAUGAAGAAAACAGAUGGGUUUUCUAUGAUGUCGUCGGACUUUUCACUGUAUACUACAGUGUUAAUGUUGGAAAACUUCUAAACUACAUUGCAUGCUUUGCAACAUACUUCCUAGUUGUUCUUCGCAUCAGAAAUCGAUUAUAUUCAGUUGGAGAUUUGGCUAUCGCAUUCAAACAUCAUGUUGUGGCAUUCCUUGCAAUGGUAAUUACAAUGCUUCUUAUCAUUGCAUUCGUUGUGCAGAUGGAUCUUGUUAUGUGUUGGUACAAAAUGCCUGAAAUCGUCGGAGCUCUUUAUGUACUUCCAAUGCUUAUUGCUGGAGCAAUCGUUCAUUCUCAUUAUGCCGACAACAAUCGUAUUCGGAAUGUAGAAAUGGUUCAAUAUGAUACUAUUCUACUAUCUUUUGCAUCCAUAUUGUUCUUAAUGACAUUUUACAACUUGUCAUCUGCAUUCUAUGUGCUCAAUAACCUGAUCCUUCCUGUCUUCAAAGAUAUCAUAAUCUGGGCGCUCGGACUGUUUGGUGUUAUUCGACGUGUUACACCACGGGUGCUAUUCUUCACUCAACUCUUCUGCUUCCUGCCUACAUUUGUGUUUGCCGCCUAUGCCAUCAGCCAAUGUGUUGACUUCUUUGUUCCAGUAAUGGGAAGACUCGGAAACGCGAUCAAUCCUGAGUUUAUUAUGGGCCCACUGGGGCUUGUGAUUGCAUCCGGAUUCAUUCUUUUCGUCAACAAUCUUUUCUACAUCUCAAGACGAAUGAACUACAUCAUCCGACUCUUGUUCGCUAUUUUUGCACUCUUUAUCCUCGUUUUAAUAACCACUAAAGUCGGAAAUCCAUACGAGUACUCACAUGAAAAUCCACGCCUCCGUCGAAUCAUUGCCCUCCAUGCCAAUCGUACGAUCUACGAUUUCGAAGGACAUUUAACACAAAAGGACAAUGCUCUUUUCGUUCAUUCACUCGACUACAGAGGUGCAUCCGAUCUCCCUGAUCAUUCAUUUUUGCAAGGAAGUUCUGCACCAAAUUGCACAGGAGUUGUCGAUGAGUACUGUCGUAUGCCAUAUUAUACAGCUAUUCACGAGCUGUUUCCACCAGAGCAAUCCCUUUGGGUUCCUGUCCCAUCACCCGUAGUGCUUCCAUAUCCAAUUGAUUUGAAGCUUGUCUCACGUCAUGCUAUGGGCGAAAACUUGAAUCUAACAUUUGAGAUUCGUGGUGGAUAUGAUAAGAUGUCUCUUCACGUAACUCCUCUCAAUGAUUAUGAUCUUCUUUCCUGGUCCUUCACUGAUAUUGAUAUCAAAGAAUUUGGUCGUAGACAGACUUAUUUCGUUUUCAUGACCUAUGGACAUGAAGCUCCAGAAGUUCGUAGAUUCUGGAUUCUAUUGAAAAAUAAAAAUGGAGUGGCUCCUGAUCCGGAGAAGCAUGAGAACAUAGAGCUAUCCGUUGCAACACACUAUGCUCACGGAAUCUAUCAGGAUACUGAAACAUUGAGGCAAUUGAGAGCAAUGAUUUCAUCAAGAAGACAGACACCAGAGCAAGCUGUUGGAUGGUGGAGAUGGGGCAUCACAAUGGUCGGCGGACGCUCCGAGAUCGUUGUUAAGAUUUUCUAAGAACCGACGUUUUAUGCAAAUUUUUUUUUAAUUUCCAGCUACUAUUGAUAACAUUUUUCCCAGUCUUACCCGUUUUCUUUGUGAUUCUCAACAACCACAUUUCUCUGCUAACUUUCUUGUUUCCAAAUUUUAAGACAUUCCUUCCUUUCACUCUCGUUUUUUUGUAUCCUUCAAUUUCUGCCUGACUAUGGGUGUAGCAUUUUCUUGUCUUCAUUGCUUUCAAUCAAACUACCAAAUUAUGAAAUAUAAU